Messenger RNA from Dromiciops gliroides (monito del monte), 1278 nucleotides. RefSeq names its product olfactory receptor 1N1-like. The coding region runs from base 1 to 1278 and encodes 425 amino acids. The transcript has 3 exons. NCBI's taxonomy places the organism in Eukaryota, Metazoa, Chordata, Mammalia, Microbiotheria, Microbiotheriidae. Gene Ontology annotation, biological process: G protein-coupled receptor signaling pathway. The record is from RefSeq and is a predicted model, not a curated record. Gene Ontology annotation, molecular function: G protein-coupled receptor activity; olfactory receptor activity. Gene Ontology annotation, cellular component: membrane.
AUGAAGCCAGGUGCCUCUCGGUGCUUCCCUUUUUACAGGUGUAGUGGUGGAGGCAGGGAAGUGGAUCCCCCCUCUGCCUCACCCAAACCAACAAGCAAUACAACAGUGGAAAACCAGACUAGCACCUCUGACUUCUUUCUUCUGGCCUUUUCCAGUCACCAAGAGAUUCUGUUACCCCUAUUCCUGGCUCUGUACCUGGCAGCUCUCCUGGGAAACUUGCUGAUUCUUGUUGCCAUUGGAGCAGACUCACAUCUUCACACACCUAUGUACUUGCUUCUGGUGAACCUGUCCCUGGCAGACUUAUUCUUUACAUCUACCACAAUGCCCCGACUUCUCCAUGCCCUGCUGACAGGGGACAGGACUAUCACCCAUUCAGGAUGUCUUGCCCAAGUCUUCUUAUUCCUGUUGGCAGGCAAUGUGGAUAGCUAUGUGUUAGCUGCCAUGGCAUGGGAUCGAUAUGUGGCUAUAUGCCGACCUCUUCACUAUGCUACUAUAGUAACCCUACCACGAUGUAGCAUGCUCCUGGGGGCUGUGUGGGUGGGCACAGCCCUGCACUCUCUGCUUCACACAUCCCUCAUUGCUCGAUUGUCCUUCUGUAGCAACCAUGCCCUUCCACACUUCUAUUGUGAUGUCUAUCCCUUGCUGCAUCUUGCCUGUUCUGAUACAUCCCUCAACUUCCUAGUUGCCCUAAUUGAAGGAGGAUCCACCAUCCUAUUACCUGCUGCCUGCAUUGUCACUUCCUAUGCCUUCAUUGGCUCUGCUGUGUAUAAAGUCCGAACAACUGGGGGUGUGCGCAAAGCACUUGCCACAUGUGGGUCCCAUCUAUGUGUGGUGGGGCUAUUCUAUGGGACUCUAGUGGGUGUUUAUUUGCAGCCCCCAAGCCAGAUGGACACCCAGGGGAGAGAUGAAGACCUGGUGGCCACAGUCAUGUUCUCUGUGGUGGCUCCAACACUAAACCCUUACAUUUAUAGCCUGCAGAAUCGAGAAAUCAAAGCAUCAUUGUUAAAGACUUAUUCUUUACAUCUACCACAAUGCCCGACUUCUCCAUGCCCUGCUGACAGGGACAGGACUAUCACACCAUAUUCAUUGCUUUUCACCCAAGUCUUCUUCUUCCACAUGUCAGGGAAUGUGGAUAGCUAUGUGUUAGCUGCCAUGGCGUGGGAUCGAUACGUGGCUAUAUGCCGACCACUUCACUAUACUAACUAUAGCAACAUUGCCACGAUGUCACAUGUUCCUGGGGGCUGUGUGGGUGGGUACAGCCCUGUACUCUCUGUUUAA